This is a messenger RNA of Ficedula albicollis (Collared flycatcher), 701 nucleotides long. It is a transcript of the gene C8H1orf146, whose product is annotated as chromosome 8 open reading frame, human C1orf146. Lineage: Eukaryota; Metazoa; Chordata; Aves; Passeriformes; Muscicapidae. The record is from RefSeq and is a predicted model, not a curated record. Gene Ontology annotation, biological process: reciprocal meiotic recombination; synaptonemal complex assembly. Bases 147 to 677 code for a protein of 176 amino acids. The transcript has 6 exons. Gene Ontology annotation, cellular component: chromosome.
GCUGGCGUUGGGACCGGCUGAGGCUGCAUUGCGGCUGGCUGAGGACAUCUCACCUCGUUGACUGGCAGGAAACAGUGGUCGUCUCUCUUUUCCCAAAGUUUUCAAAAGUGGCACCUCACUGCAGAGCCAUUAAACCACUAGAAAGAAUGGCAGGAAGUUGCGGGCAGGAGCAGACGAGGUGGAUAACGACUGUCAUUAUGAGCACAGCUCUGCAGGAUCAUGAAAUUUCUACAGUUCUGCAGAGGCAACAACACCGAGUUCGAUAUUCAGAGUCAGUGGAAACUGGAUCUGUGAUUUUUCCUCUUUCUGGCAUUGCAUUUAUACUGUCGGACACUCAAGACUUGCUUAAGACAGGGGAAGAAGAGUUUUCCAAAAGAAUUCACAAGUUCAUAAACAUUCAUCGGAACAGCUUUUUGGUUUUAUCAGCUGCUCUUUAUGGACCAGAAGAAUGGAGUGUCAUGUUCAGGAUUCAGAGAAGAUUCCUGGGCAGCAAUUUACGUGUAAUACCAGUUCAUAAUCCUGCUGAAAUUGUUAAAUUAAUGCUAACUAUGGCUAAGAUAACUUCCAAGUCCCAAGCAGAUGAUACUCGUUGCAAAAUGGAAAUGACAAAAGCCCAAAUAAUGGAAAAAAGUCCAGUUUGGAAGAUGCUUCAAGAGUACCAAUCGCACUGUAAUUAAUUUAAUAUUUGGGAUUUUAUUCAU